AUGUCCCUCGAGCCCGCGGAGCUGUCCCCGCGGGAGGCUGCCGAGCUGAUCCUCAGCCUCGGCGGCGGACCCGCGGCGGGACGCGCCCGCGCCCCCGCGCCCCCACACGACACGCGCGCCCCGCGCGUUAAAGCGAAAGCGAAGAAGGACUUCCCGCGGGGAGGAGGAGGAGGAGGAGGAGGAGGGGAACGCGCGACGGGGACGCCGCGCCGCCCGCCCGGCGCGCCGAGACCCGCCCGUCCGCGAACGGACGAGCCCAUCGAUCCGUCGUCCGGAGGCUCGAUGAAACGGUCGAGGCUGGACCUCACGGAGGACCUGACGCGCGACGCGACCCCGCCCCUCCACCCUCCCGCCCCUUCGCCGCCAGUCGCGUCGCGUCCCGACGAACCCGAGCGCAAGCGCCAGCGCCGCGCGCCCGUACGCAUCCAACCCGACGUCGAGGACGACGCGCGGAUGGGCAACCGCGGCGUCCUCGGCCUCGAGCGGCUGUCGCGCGAGCAGCAGCGCGAGUUCUGGCGACUCGCGGCGCGCACAGGGGAAAGCGCGCGGGAAGAAGGAGAGGCGAAACUCUCGAAAGAAGAAGCCAAGGGCGAACACGCCGACGCCGACCAAAGCACCAAAGUCGCCGGCGUCGACCCAACACGAGCGCGGGGCAGGUUCCGGGGCGUGACCCGGUACAAGCGCACGGGCAGGUACGAGGCGCACAUAUGGGACAGGGGCAGGCAGAAGCACCUCGGGUCCUUCGCCGCCGCGACGGCGGCAGCGUCUGCGUACGAUAAGACGGCGAUUAAAUUCCGCGGCUGGGACGCGUCGCCGCUCAACUUCCCGGCGGAGUCCUACGCCGCCGACGACGAGUUUCGACGCGAUCUGGCGACUCUGACGAAGGGCGAGUUCGUGGCGAAGACGUGCGCGGCGGGAAGGGCGGGGCGCAGGGCGGGCGGCGGAGGUGGGGGCGAAGGACCCGAGGCGCCGUCGCCCCCCCCGAGGUCGACCCCCCCCGCGUCGGGUUUGUCCCCGGGGGGGCUCACGCUGGCGGAUGCGCUGGUCCGCGCGCAGAUGCUGGAGGACCCGGGGUGCGCGCCGAAGCCGCAGCACGUGCUCACGUUGGCGCCGCCGGGUGCCACCGCGGAAACCUCGCACUCGGGGUCCGAGUCCGAGUCUGGCGGGUCGGGGUCCGGGGCCGGGUCGGGGACAAACUCAGACAAGUCGGGGGCCGAUUCGGACUCACGCGACCCUCGACCCCUCGACCCUUCACGGAUCGUCGCGGUGGACCCCCCGAUUGGAUCGACACCCGUGGGCACCCCGUCGGCACCAUGGGUCGGCACCCCCUCGGCGAACCCCCCACCCCGCCGCGCGGACGUCCUCGCGCUCGCCCGCGCUUUCAUCGUCGGCGGCGUCGUCACCGCGGAGGUGGCGACCAACUUCCCCAGGGAGCUCCUCGCCGCGGCGUCGCGCGAGUUGGAGUUGGCGAACGCGCGCGGGCGGGCCGUGGGGUGCCGAGGGGGGUGCCGAGGGGGUGCCGACGACGACGGUGCCGUCGACGGGGAGGACGCGAACGCGCGUCUGUUGAACAAGGCGACGCGCGCCGCGGCAAAGGCGAUGGCGGAUUCGACCGUCGACGUCGCCGGAGCGCCCGCGGCUGAUCCCCCGGCGCCGCCCGCGACGUCGGCACCCCCAUCGGCACCCCAUCGGCACCCACCGAGUCCCCCGGGUCCAACUCGCGCGUCCCCGUGCACCCCCGCGCACCCCCCCCGCGCGCGCUCCAACGCCGGGUUCAAGCGAGGCGACACGUCGAGCUCGCACAAGGGCGUGACGCGGCACCGCCGGAGCGGCCGGUGGGAGGCGCACAUGUGGUCGAGGGAGCUCGGGAAGCAGCUGUACCUCGGGGGGUUCGACGCCGAGUGCGAGGCGGCGCGCGCGUUCGACGUGUGCUCGCUGAAGAAAUGGCGCGACGAACGCGGCGCGUCGUCGGCGGCAGCGGCGGCGGCGGCGACGGGUAACUUUCCCUUCGGCACCUCGAAAGCGCCGGGUCUUAACUUUCCUCCGGGGGAGUAUCGCGACCUCGUGCCGGCGCUGGACUCGAUGUCUCUCGAGGGCGUGAUCGCCGCGGUGAGGCAGGGGAAGCUGCGGGAGCAUCGCGCGUGA
Messenger RNA from Micromonas commoda, 2145 nucleotides. RefSeq lists its product with no specific name. Bases 1 to 2145 code for a protein of 714 amino acids. Gene Ontology annotation, molecular function: DNA-binding transcription factor activity; DNA binding. The record is from RefSeq and is a predicted model, not a curated record. Lineage: Eukaryota; Viridiplantae; Chlorophyta; Mamiellophyceae; Mamiellales; Mamiellaceae. Gene Ontology annotation, biological process: regulation of DNA-templated transcription. The transcript has a single exon.